Molecule: messenger RNA, 609 nt
Organism: Saprolegnia diclina VS20
Lineage: Eukaryota; Oomycota; Saprolegniomycetes; Saprolegniales; Saprolegniaceae
Exons: 1
Coding region: 1-609 (202 amino acids)
Molecular function (GO): protein dimerization activity
Source: RefSeq, a predicted model, not a curated record
AUGAACGCGUACAUGGCGUACCGCGACGCCGCUGCCACCGACAAGCACGACCUCGAGCUCGCUGUAUCGACAGCUAUCGAGCUCUUCGUCGUCGGUCUCGACAAGCUCUGCGCCAAGAAGCUUGACGUGCCGCCUGAUUUACAAGCUCCGCACGAGUUGGCGACUACGGAGCUCGGCCCGUUCAUGGACGUUCUUGAGCGCCAUCGCGGUCUCAUUUGCGGCUUUGCGAUGCAGAAGGCCAUCGCCUCCGAACGAGAGGCGCUGGAAGAUUCGUACCAGAAGAACGAGGCAGUGCGCUCAAGCAUCGACAGCUCGCAGGACGAGCCCUUCGAGAAGGUGUGGAAGAACUACUCGACAGUGUAUCCGAACCUCUCGAUGUUUGCUGCGGGGCUUGCGACCGUACUUCCGUCCACCCACACGGUAGAAGCCGACUUCUCCAUGGUCAAGAACACUAGAAGCGACUCGCGUCGCUCGCUCUCCAACUACGCAAUGGAAGGCCAGAUGCAGUCCAAGCAAUACAAGGAGCUGGAGGCAGCCGUCACCUCGAUUCAACGCGCCACGCACCAAAUCGCACCGCGUAAUGCGACGGCAUUUUCAUUGAUUGCGUAA